AUGUCCAGUCCAACGGCCUCAACGCGAUUUCUCGUGAUUUCUGAUACGCAUAACUUCCAAUUCAAAGACGCCAUCCGGGUGAGGGGGUCUUUCCUUUCACCGGUCCCCAAGUGUGACGUUCUUCUCCAUUGUGGAGAUCUUACAAUGAUGGGCGGCGUCCCAAAAUACAAAGAGCUGCUCGAGAUGUUGAAGGAAAUCCCAGCGGAACUCAAACUCGUCAUAGCUGGAAACCACGAUCUUGAUCUUGAUGGAGCAUGGUGGAGGAGCCACCCGGAUAGAGCUAAAUCACCCGCUCAGCACGAACAAGCAGUAGAACUUAUGACAGGACCACUGGCAAAGGAGGCCGGAGUCACGUAUCUCGAAGAAGGGAUCCACUCCUUCACUCUCCAGAACGGCGCAAAACUCACAGUAUAUGCUUCUCCCUGGCAGCCUGAAUUUUGCGACUGGGCUUUCAAUUACGAUCGCGAUCAAGAUCGCUAUAAUACUUUGGAACAUGUUGCACCGGGAGUUACCUCGGUGGCGGAGAAUCCUAUCCCUGAUUUCGGCACUGUCGAUGUUAUCAUGACACAUGGUCCGCCGAAAGAUAUUCACGACUGGACUGCUCACGGCGGUGCUGGAUGCGACAAUAUCUUACGAGCCGUCAGCCGAGCUCGACCCCGUCUUCACUGCUUCGGACACAUCCACGAGGGCUAUGGAGCCAGCCUGGUCACAUGGAACGCGGACAAGAAAAGUAUUGGAGCUAAUGCUAUCCUCGAUAAAACCGAACAGGAGAAUUCUUACCCGGAGCCAAGCAAAUUUCCGGUUACGUUUGGAAAGGAGACUCUCUUCAUCAAUGCCGCGAUUAUGGAUGUCCGUUACAGACCAGUGAACGCGCCUUGGCUGGUAGACUUGGAUCUUCCCAAGGUUAUGGCAUAG
Messenger RNA from Amorphotheca resinae ATCC 22711, 915 nucleotides. RefSeq lists its product as hypothetical. The coding region runs from base 1 to 915 and encodes 304 amino acids. Gene Ontology annotation, molecular function: hydrolase activity. The record is from RefSeq and is a predicted model, not a curated record. Lineage: Eukaryota; Fungi; Ascomycota; Leotiomycetes; Helotiales; Amorphothecaceae. The transcript has a single exon.